GUCCACGCCAGAAAAAGUCAACCACAUGGUACCGCUUCGUCACUAUUAUACGCACCUGAAAAUUCGGCGUGGCUUCGGUGCAGAAAGAGAGUCGCGGCGUCUACUUUCAGCUGUUUACGUUAGCCUGCUAUUAGUAAGGGACCGUUAUUCGCGCGUGGAAGGGAGGGGGUGGAGAACACCUUUCCCCCCUCUCUCCUGUCGUGAUGACGUCAGGACGGUGCGUCCGUCCAGGAGCCAUCAUCAUCACCAUCCUCAUCCUCAUCAUGUUUACCUGAAGGCGGCUCGGCGAUGGCUUACAAAUACGAAUAAUUUUAAGAAAACCCGUACAAGCUCGACCGGAAGCGGUUCUGGUGGCGUGUGUCGCGACAACGUUGACACGCACACAAACAACGGGCUGCAAAUGACAACCUGCGCAGUGACAAGCUCUAACGGCGGCUUGGAGGCCAGCAGCUCUGAUUCGGAUGAUGACGACAAGCUACAUAUCGUGGAGGACGAAAGCCCGCCGGAUGCAGAGAGUGUAGUGGCGAGGGGGGGCCUCCGCCGCCGCCGCUGUGCCAAAGACGCCGUUGAAGCAGUAUUAACACACAACGGAGACUGGAAUGGAGUAAAAGAGGAGUUUGCCUCCGGGGAGGAAGAAGAUGCAGGAGAGGAGGAGGGUGGAGUGAAGAUAGAGGAGGAGAUCCUCCAGAAAGAAGACAUGACCGUCAUCUACCCGGAGGCCCCUGACGAUGAGCAUAGUCCUGCGGAGACGGGGGGCGCCGACGAAAACGGCACGCCGGACACCCUACAGCUCCACACAUGUCCAUAUUGCUCGCGGGGCUACAAGCGCAACGCUUCUCUCAAGGAGCACAUCAAGUACCGGCACGAGACCAGCGAGGACAACUACAGAUGCUCGCACUGCAGCUACACCUUCACUUACCGCUCACAGCUCGAAAGGCACAUGAGCCAUCACCGCGGCAACAAGGACCAGCGUCACGUACAGGCGACCGGUGGCGGUGGAAGUGGUGGAGGAGCUCGUAAAUUCAAGUGCACUGAGUGCUUCAAGGCCUUCAAGUACAAACACCACCUGAAGGAACACCUGCGCAUACACAGUGGUGAGAAACCAUAUGAAUGCGCCAAUUGCAAGAAGCGAUUUUCCCACUCGGGCUCGUACAGCUCGCACAUCAGCAGCAAGAAGUGCAUGAGUGCAGUCACCACCCCCAACGGCCUGGCCCGCAAGCCAGUCAAGUCGCCGCCGCCCGUCACGGAGAUUUCACGAGUCGCCAUCUCUUCGGGACGCACAGUUUUGAAGGAGAAACUAGAGAGUAAACCCCUCCAGGAACAGCUCCCCAUUACACAGAUCAAAUCGGAGCCAAACGGGCAACCCUGCAAGCCGGCUGUGGCGACGGAACCAGCUGCCAAUGGGGCGGCGCCCCAGCCCCCACCUCAAGGCGUCGCUAUGGUUCUCCCUACUGUUGGACUUGCACCACCUAUAAACAUCAACCUGAGUGAGCUGCAGAAUGUCCUGAAGGUUGCUCUGGAUGGGAAUGUCUUGAGGCAGGUUCUGGGGACCACCGAUGGGGCUGCUGUGCAGGGUAAGCCAGGUAUCGUGGUCCAGCAACCUCAGCAGCAGAUCAUCAGCCUGCCUGCCUUUGUGGACCACGAUGGGACCACAAAGAUCAUUAUCAACUACAGCAUUGGACCCGCGCCUGCCACUACAGCCACUUCCACUGCCACCACUACCACCGGUGUACCCAUGCCACUUUUUGUUAAAAACAACCUGGUUCCAGCAGCACCCAUCCCAACCAAAACGGACAAGCCGUCAACUCCCAAGGUGGACCUCAGCCUCGUCAAGGAAGAGCCUGAAGAUUCUGUGCUCAUUACGGACACAAAGACAGACCCAGCGAUGAGCAUCAAGACUGAAGACCGCACUGAGGUGCUCCCACCCAACUCCGGCUCCGGUACUUGCUCACUCUGUGAUGAGUGUCCCGAGAACCUGGAGGCACUGCACUUGCUCCAGCACCACAAAGUGGCCAAUGGGGAGGCUGUAGACUCAGCCGCCUUGGACCCGUCCUUCGCUGCUUUGCUGAGUGACGCUGGGGUGACGUUGCAGCAAGAGCCAGCCGUGGAUGAUCUUCUGACCCUCCUCAAGACCUACUUCGCAUCCAACUCCAACCCUGACCAGGCUGAGUUUGAGAAGAUCUCAGACUCAGUUGGUAUUCCUGUCGCUGUUGUGCAGAAGUGGUUUGCCAAGAUGAACUCUGGGAGACAGAGCUGCCAAGAAACGGCUACUUCCAAACAGACUGAAUCCCUCAACACUGAGGAUGACACCAAGCAAGCGUUAUGUAGUUCCCCAUCUGAUUCCCCAUCAUUAAAUGCCAACGACUUGAUCAUCGUCAAAAGAGAGCCAGAUGACCCUGAGGUUCUGGACUCACAAGCUGAACCCUUGGACCUGUCCCUCCCAAAACAACUCGCCGCUCCCGCCUCCACUGUAACCCCAGAGGACACGCCACCUCCCCCAAAACCACCGCAGCCCAUGAAUCUGACCUAUCUGAGGAAAGAGCAGGUGGACAGUCGCACUGUGUUUGUGGCCGCACCUCAAACGCGCAGAACCACCGUCAGUAUUAUGCCCACCUCACAGUUGCCCACAUUGGUCGCCAUCACGGGUCAGGGCUCGGUGGGCUGCCUCGGCACCCUUGGGGACUCAGCCAAGCGGACCAUCCUCAUCCCACAGCUCACUUACACGUACGCCGGUGCAGCUGGAGGUGCAGCCAAGACGGUGGUGCUUAAUGGGCACAAGACGUCGGACGCGGCCUCCGAGGGUGCAACGGACGAGCGGAAGGAGAUUUCGGUCAUGAAGAAGCCGCGUCUGGAAAACGGUGUCUAUGCUUGCGAUCUGUGCAACAAGGCCUUUCAGAAGGGCAGCUCUUUGCUCAGGCACAAAUAUGAACACACAGGAAAGCGUCCUCAUGAGUGCCCAGUGUGUAAGAAGGCCUUCAAGCACAAGCACCAUCUGAUCGAGCACUCGCGGCUGCAUUCGGGUGAGAAACCCUACCGGUGCAACAAGUGCGGGAAGCGCUUCUCGCACUCGGGCUCCUACUCGCAGCACAUGAACCACCGCUACUCCUACUGCAAGCCCGACGGCUCCGAUCCUGACUCCAGCCCGGACGCAGAUGCCGCCGAGGUUGCCGCCGCUGUCGUAGCAGGCAGCCCAGACGCCACUCUGGACUCGGACAUAGGUGAGAGCGAAGAGGAUGACGAGGCCAUGUGUGUGGACGACAUCCGGGUCGUCCAGGUGGAUGAUGGCGAGUGCGAGAUCUACGAGGGCAACUUUGAUGAAGACGAAGAAGAUGAGAAUGAGGAUGGAGGUGAAGAAGAAGAGCGUAAAGAAGAGAACGAAAAAAACCUGGACGUAGAUGAGUUUGCAUGCCAGGUGGUGGAGGUGGAGCUGAAUCACGACCAGACACAGGAGUCAGCCGUUGAGGGACAGGAUGGGGGGAAGGUGGACAAGGCAGAGGCGGCCGGUAUCAACCUGGAUCAGAUGGCGGACUGCGCAUAUAAAAGCAUCAGGGACUGGUCGGACAGCGAGGAAUCCUCUGACGACCAAGCUGUGACGGACGCCAAAUAAUCCAAACCCCGCUUCGGGACUCUUGAAAGCCACAGCUUCCUUCUUGGUUUUAGCUCUUCCUCCAGAUCCAGUUUAUUAUGGAAUAUGGACCCUUUUGGCAAUGGACCCCUCGCCAAAAUACACAUACAAAGCAAAUAAUGUAAUGUUCUUGAGUAGGCUUGUUCAGGGUUAAGAAAGAGUUAGUGCUAUUGAGACAGUGACAGCCAUGAACUUAACCAAUUUAUGUACCAUUUUUACUCCUUUAGUCACAAAGAUGGAGAAAAAAAAUCUAUACUUGCCUACAAAUGCCACAAGAGGGGGGCAAAGCACUAGUUGUCUAUCAACUUACCUUAUAUUAGCUCGGAGCUGCUAUAUGACGGCUGCAGAGCACUACUUUUGUCAAAAUGAAGCUCAACAUGGUCAGUUGGUACCAAAGUAGUGCUCUGGCCUGGGCGCAGAAACCGAAAAAUGAAGGAUAGGUACUGAAAACCAGUGAUUAGGUGAUUUUGCGAAUACCCAACCGUAAAUAUGUGGGGGUUUAAUGGGUGAAAAAGUGUUUCAGUGCUUUUUUUUGGAGGGGGUCAUAUUCUUUGCGGUCUACAUUAUUACACCGGCUGUGACUCCGCAGCUUUAGAUCCAGUUCUGGUAAGGGUCGGCUGCUUUUAACGGUCCACUACUGUGUCCGAACACCUGGGUGUGCCUGAAAUCUUUUCUUUGUUGUGCAAAUACCAGUGUUACAAAUGUUUAUAGAUGCUUUGGUUCGUGUUACUAACUCGACUUUUUUGUUUGGGUUGCCAAUGUUUCCGACUUCAUCAGUAUUCUCUUUGAGUUCGUCGAACAAAAAGCGCUGCACUACCGUUUUCCCAUUCGUUGCCCUUUCAGUGUUAGUGUUUUGCGCCGUUUGUUUUAAUGUUUGACUGUUAGCCUUAAAGAAAAAAAAGUAUUCCCUCCCCUGACCCACCCACAAGCAAAAUGGGCGGCGCCCCCUGCCUUAUGCAAGACCUGCGUGCUGUUAAAGUGCCAUUGAACAGUGUUGUUGUCCCCUCGCUCACGUGGAGGGUGUUCACCAAUGUCGUGUUACUUUCCUUACCCGUCAUUUCCUACCAUGGUUUCUUGACUUUUGUUACGUGUAUUCAGCGCCACGUUAGCUGUCUUUUUAGCUGCCAGCAAACCACAGCGGUCGCACCCCACGCUAUAAAUUGACUGUUGGUCGAAACAUUUUGUAAAUUUGAUUGCAUUUUGUCAACAGUCAAGUUUAGGAUUUUAUUAGUGACAGUUUUAGCAUUUUUUUUUUUAUUUUAAUGUUAUGAUUAUUGAAUCAGUUGACAUUUUGAAAAACCUUUUUUUUAACACCCCCAAUUAAAUUAUAAUUUGAGUUUUGAUUUGUAAGACGGGUAAAAUUUAAAAAUUACAUUUAAUACAUUUAUACAUUUAAUACAUUUAAAAAUCUAUGUGUUUAAUGUAGUUUUUCAACAUUUUUUUUUUGUUAAAAAGGGUUUCAAAACUUGAGAAUUUCUUUUUUGUAAAAGCAGGAACAACUUUAUGCUUGAUUCAUCAAGUUUACUUUUUAAAUUGGUAACAACACAAUUUUCAAAAAUUACUUGAUGUGAUUAGUUUUUUAAAGCUAUAUAUUUUUAGCAAGUUUGGCAUUCUUGUUAAUUGGUAUUUUUUUUCUACUCUUUUUACAAUUUUUAAAUUUUUUUGCAAUUAAAAAAAAAACUAUGGCAAAUGUCAUUCCAAAAAAGUUCACGCUCAAGUUCACAAAUAACUCAAAAAGGAAAAGUACCUACAGUUUUAUUAUUCUGCUUUAAAGAUAUUUGAGACCGUUUGAUUAUACAUUUUUUUGCAAUCCCUUUUUAAGUGUGUCAUUCAAUUAUAAAAUUACAAGUUUACAUAAAAAUCUGAAAAAAUAUAAAGAUUAAGCUAAAAAAAUUACCAACAAAAUUGUUCUAUUUUCAUUUUUUUGAACAACCGUUUUCACAAUUCAUGAAAUUUCCUCUUAUAAAAUAUCUUGUGGUUUCUAAUGUGGUAAAACCGCCCAUUUACAUUAAAAAAACAAAUUUUCCGUACUAAGACAACAAAAAUCCCAUUGUAAACCAUAAAACAACGUCAUAAACACAAUAUUGUCUGACUCACGCACUUGAAUGAGUAUCACAGUUUUAAAGAUGUCUGUGAUUGGUAGCAGUUCGUGGCAAUCGCUGCAUUUUCCACUGAAAUUAUAUAUAUUUUUUUCAAAUGAUGAAACAGAUGUUAGCCUUGACUGUUUAACGCCCUAAAAAUGAGCUACGCAUUUGUUUGUCUUUAAUAAAGCUCUUUUUUUCACUGUUGGUUUUUCAACUGCGCACUUGUUCAGAUGGAAAAUGGCGACGCGCUGUUCCGCACUUUGGGUGGCAAAUGUCAGCCAACGUGGCGCUCCCGUGUUUUUCCCCAGUCAUGAUUUUUACCGAAACAGUAUUUGUUUUCUUCCUUUUGGAUUUGAUCGCGUGCGUUUCUGACAAAGCCAGUAUUACAAAGUCUUUACAUAACUUUUUUUUUUUUUAUAUAUAUAUAUAUAAAUAUUUAUGUUGUAAUUUUUUUUGUAUUUUCCUUUUAACGGUUAUUUAUUCCGCAUUAGUAUAGGUAGUGUACAUGACUGUAGGAUGAAUUGAUAAUAUAUUUUAGUAUGAAAAGCAAAUCAAGCCAAACCCACCAUGUGGUUCUGGGUCUUUCUGCGUUUGUUUUACAGAAAAACACCCCCAAAAAACAACAAAGACUUAAAGAAAAAAAAAAAAAAAGUAAAAAUAUUCAUCUUGUAUUUUAUAAAGUGUUGGGGGGGGGGGGGUAAAUGAAGAAAAAAGCCAAUGAAAAUGUUCCAUGUGGUCAUUGUCACACAGCUACUGAUGGAAAACGCAUGAGAUGAAGCUCCAAUCCUUUCUUUUUGUUAUUGUUGCUUUGGAUCUUUUUGUCAUUUUGCCGUGCCAUCACUUUGGUUUGUCCUUUUUUCUAAUGUUUGUCCCUUCACAAUAAACAUGUGAAUGCAUCCCUGACUUACUAGCCCCCGCCUGCAUUUUUUCAAAAAGUCAUCCCUUCUUGGACAAAAAGUUCGUUACAAGAUAUACACAAGAAUUAGUAUAAAUGUCGUACACACUAUGUUCAACCACUGCAGCCCUCCCCACUAGGCAGGCCCCUAACUCAUUAGCUGACAAUAACUGCGCCCAAUCCAUUUGAACCAAGUCUCAACAUUGGUAGGGACGAUAUGAAAGGAUAACCUGCAUGCACACUUUUUGCUUGGAAUGGGAAAUUAAUAAGAGCCAAACAGAUUGGGUGAACGGUGGUCACGGCUACAUUUCUCACAAAUAUAAACCUAAUUAAAUUAUAUGGUAAUUCGGGAAUCAUUAUGACGAUCACAAUCGACCAGUCGAUCGCAACGCUAGUGUGGACAGCUCGCUUUUGUGAGUUGAUUGUGUUGUAUGUUACAAUGUGUGAGCAACAUAAUGAGUUUAUGCAGCACCUCUCUCUUGCUAAGCAGCUUCUUGCUCACGGUUUUCUUGUUCUAUAGUUUCCAGCAGAAUUCACUACAUUUCUCACGGUUUAAUUAACGUUAACAGUAGAAAACACGAAACAAGGACACCUCUCUAAGCAGCUUCCUACUCGAGUUUAGCAAGUUCACACAGUUUAAUGUUAUGUUCACUCAGAUGCUGGUGGGACUUUAAAUAGUAAAAUUAGUGGUGUGUUUCCCACCUCCACAACAUUGGCGUCUUUUUAAAUUACUUGCACUGGCUGCUGCUGGCCGGAAAAAAAAAAUUCUAGUAUCCCUCCUCUUCGAAGGGUGCGGAGGAGGCGGCCUGCUGUUGACAUAUAUUUCUGUCGGGGCUGUGUGAGUGUGCGUGUGUGUGUCGGGUGGGUCAAGUCAUCAGCCGAUCAAACGUGCAUUUGAAAGGGAAAAAAUAAACCAGCACAUUCAGCAAAUGAAAAGGGGUAAAUAUAAGUUUGAACAUAAUGAAAAUAAUUCACUUAAUAAUGGUAGUUAAUUCUAUCCUUACAACAUAUGGGAAUUUUUUUUUCUGAUCAAACGAGCACUAUCCGCUAACCCUCAAACAACCCAAGUUGUUAUCAGCACUCAGUUCCGAAGCCUUCGUCUGUGAUGGUAUGAGGGCAUGAACAAGGUUAUGAAUGCAGCUCACAACUGCUAGAAUGAGCGCGUCCACAGUAACGUUCAUGGGACUGAAAUAUGAUGCAUUCAAUUCACGUUCGCCCAAAAUAUGAAUGUGUUCAUGAACGAUCAUUCGUUAAACGCAUCUUUUUUCAACAUUGUGUAAAUGGCAAUGUCGAACUGACAGAACAUCUUUGAAACUUUCUCAGCCACUUAUGAGUUAGCUAUUCCCCCUCACACCCUGAGAAACUUAGAGCCAAUGAAGGCAUCCUAUUUGAAUUGAUCGGCUGAAUGAUGUCUCACAGCCAUUGACGGCAAUAGAUCUUGUUACUUGGUGGACUUUUCCAGCCCUCCUAUUUCAAAUGGUUUAGAGCAGUGAUCCCCAAACACCGGCCUGGGGACCGGUACUGAUCCAUGGCCAGUGUUGGGCACGUAACUUUAAAAAAGUAAUUAUAGUUACUCACUACUUCUUCCAAAAAGUAACGAAGUUAGUAACUGAAUUACUCUAUAGUAAAAGUAACUAGUUACCAGGGAAAAUAACUAUUUCCGUUACUUUAAAAAGUUGUUGUAUGUCAAAGAAUUUGACAUUUUCUGAGCAGUAUUCGAGUCAGUUGAACAGAGAAGAACAGACAGGUAGUUGUGUUAUAGAACCUUGUAAUAUUAAUUGCACCUCACCAGCAACCGAUAUAUCCUACACUUGAAGUGCAACAAAAACAAACAGAUAUGAAUUGCUUACCACUGAUGUCAACAAAAGCUUUGGCCUGGGACAUAAAUGACAUUUUACAUGCACGUUCUUGCCUUGAAUUUCGGCCAACUUGAAAUAGUGUUUAUAUCUCCACCUCGUAAAGGACAAAUUUUCCUCUGAAUGCUCUGCCAUCAUAUCCCUCUGCAUCUGUUUUGCGUGUGUGUUGGCCGCACGCGCUGUUCCGGUUUGUGUGUGAAAACAUUGGCUCUGAAGUUUGUUCAAAAAAAAGAAAAAGAAAAAAAAAAAUUAUUAACAACAAAUACACGUUCGCUAUUAGGCUCGAGCGUUUACCUCACAUAAUGGGGGAUCACGUGAGAUUUGACAACGCAGCCAUGUUGGAAGCAGGUCUGACUCGCGGGACAUUAAACUUUAACUUGCCAGUUCAAUAAAGAGACAAACUUGUUACUAAGGCGAAGAACAGAUAUGUGAUCAAACUUAAGGAUGUGAACAAUGUUGACCCUUACGAGCAAGCCGAAGACAAAUGGAGUAAAGAUGUCGACGGGCUUCCACAAUUACGCGAAAUGGACAUUCUGCUGUAUUUAUUGUUUGGUGUAUGUUACUAAACUCAUCAGCGAUUCCGAAAUUACAAAUCACUACAAAGCUACGAACAGUUUUGCUGCGGAUGGGUGCAGGACCUGCACAUUAUGACCGUAUCAAACGGCAACUCCAUCGUUCUUGCAAAGGUAGACUGUGUGUGUUUACUAUUUUCAUUACCAUGAAAUUGAACGCACUCCAAGUCUUGGAUGACAAAUAAACAGAGUAGAGUAGACUCGCUAUGGCUGGUAGUUUCUUCAAUUUAUUCAAAGUAAGUAACGCACCGCUUUUGACCGUCAGUAACAGUAACGGCUUUGUAACGGCGGAAAAAAUAAUUAGAUUACCCCGUUACUGAAAAAAUAAUGCCGUUAAUAUUUAUAACGGCGUUAUUCCCAACACUGUCCAUGGCGGAGACCUCAACAGCCAGAAAUCUUGCUUGUUUGUAGGUGACCAAAUACUUAUUUUCCACUCUAAUUUGGAAAUAAAUUAUUUGAAAAUCAAACAAUGUGAUUUUCAGUUUUUUUUCCCACAUUCGGUCUCUCAUGGUUGAGGUUUACCCAUGUUGACAAUUACAGGCCUUUCUAAUCUUUUCAAGUAUGAGAACUUGCACAAUUGGUGGUUGACUAAAUACUUAUUUGCCCCACUGUACAUGCACUGAGGCGGGAAAUAAAAAUCUGUCAUUGUUAUAAACUCUAAACAUGGCAAGUCGUCAUAAAUCGGGUGCACAGAAAAUAAAAGAAAAAUGCAAAAGAGGUGAAGGAGAAAAAAUGAUGAUGUCUUUAAAGGGGGGACAAGAAGCCAGAGAAUUAGGGAUAGAGUUCGCUGUGGACGGUGAUGUCGGUAAGUGAACAACAGUCGCAAACACUGAACAUUAACAUUCGCGAUCACCGUGACCAAAGCCCGAUUCGAGUCUGUCACAGGCCGCUUGUGGCCUAUUGGGCUGCGAUAUUGUCAUAUGCUGGUGAUGUGAAGUAAAGAGCAGACUUUUGCAGUGUAUAUUAACUUUUUUAAUGCUCAACUACACCUGCGCACUUUACACUAGAUAUCAUAAACUAGCAACCUAGAUGUGCUGCGUUAGAUCACCCUAAGUCCCAUGCCAUUGGCGAUUGAGCGUGAGCUUGCUCAAAAACUGGAUUUCACUGAUGUUAUAAAUGACUUUGCUGUUCAAAAGUCUAGGUGCAUCACUGUUUGAGGGCUUGAUAAACCCAGGGAUGUGGAGGGGGCAGGCACAGGAUGUUUAAUUAUACUGUUUUGUUGUAUAGCUGCCAGGCAAGCACUCUCAGUUGUAUUGUAUUGUAGUCAACAUGGGACAAUAGAUGGAAAUUGUUUGUUUACAUUGUGUCACAUCACAUUACGGUCUGUUGAAUUUAAUAGUCCAUCUC
Molecule: messenger RNA, 10379 nt
Organism: Corythoichthys intestinalis (scribbled pipefish)
Lineage: Eukaryota; Metazoa; Chordata; Actinopteri; Syngnathiformes; Syngnathidae
Product: zinc finger E-box-binding homeobox 1-like
Exons: 8
Coding region: 26-3607 (1193 amino acids)
Molecular function (GO): DNA binding
Source: RefSeq, a predicted model, not a curated record